AUGUCCCAAGCCUCCCUCCAAUUCGGCAUAGAGAUCGAGCUGCUCCUGGGCGGACGCAAAAAAGCACACUCAUCCUGGAAAAGCCUUGCAAAUGAUUUGAGCAAACGCCUCACCGCGGUUGGAAUUGCCAAUCAUGUCAACGACGGGGGAGACAAGUCAAUUGAGCACUAUCGCGAGUACUCCCUUGUGCGUGAGGUCACCAUACCAAAUCAGCUGGGAAAGGGUCUAUGGGGCAUAGAGCUCGUGUCCCCGGUCUAUCCAGCCACGUGGAGCUGGGCGGUCGACAUGGAGCUGAUCUUCUCGACCAUCAGACGUUACUUUAUCUUGGUCCCCAGCCCGCACUGCAGCACGCACAUUCACGUGUCAGCGACACCGCUACCACUGUCUCCCAUCGAGCUCUCUGCGCUAGCCAAGGCUGCCCUGUACUUCGAGCCGGCCGUAGACCAGCUGGUCCCAGCCGACAGGCGAGCUUCCAACGCGUACUGGUGCCAAAGCAACAGGGCGAGCGUGGCCCUGCGGUCAAUGAGCCUCCAGGAAUGUCUAGUGACGGUAGAUGCCGCGUGGGACCUGCCGGCAACUUCCUCCAACACUGAGCUGUUUGACCGUUCUCUGGCCCGGGCGCUGGUGGGAAGCAUGAACCUUUUCCCUGCGAGCUCCACCUAUGGGAGGGCGCAUGGCAAGAAGCACGACUUUGUCCGAGGAAAGGUGUACAAGUGGGAUUUUUCGAGGAUGCUACCAAGGCCGUCGUCCUCCUCCAAAGGCAGUGCCACAGGUCCAACCCCGGAGACGGUGGAGUUUCGGCAGCCGCCGGGCAGCUGCUCCGCCGAGGAUGCCAAAGGCUGGAUUACCUUGGUGCUUGCCUUGGUGGCAGGAGCUACGAAGACAACAUCAUGGGCACCGUUGAGCGUCACAGGCAUGCAGGGGGGCUCGAUCGGAGAGUUAUGGGCGCUGGUUGUGACAGGUGCCUCGGUCCUGGGCUGGGAUGGCGUGGGCGAUGCGGCUGUCAUAUUUUCCCGGAGGAAUGCUUAA
Messenger RNA from Diaporthe batatas, 1029 nucleotides. RefSeq lists its product as uncharacterized. The transcript has 2 exons. Bases 1 to 1029 code for a protein of 342 amino acids. The record is from RefSeq and is a predicted model, not a curated record. NCBI's taxonomy places the organism in Eukaryota, Fungi, Ascomycota, Sordariomycetes, Diaporthales, Diaporthaceae.